Molecule: messenger RNA, 282 nt
Organism: Aureobasidium pullulans EXF-150
Lineage: Eukaryota; Fungi; Ascomycota; Dothideomycetes; Dothideales; Saccotheciaceae
Exons: 2
Coding region: 1-282 (93 amino acids)
Source: RefSeq, a predicted model, not a curated record
AUGCGUAACUGGUCGGAUCUCGAUGAGAUGAUGACAUACUACCUUGCCCACCAAGACGAAGCAAUGGCAAUCGCGCUAAACAACUACGCCACCUUCCACGAACGUUAUCUCACUACAGCAGCAACGGCAUACUACUGGCGUCGGUUAUUCGCAGCAUGGGCGAGCGUACAAGGCUUCAAACCGCAACUUUACGAAACACGUGCCGAUGGCGAAGUGGUGAUUCGAGGUAUACCUUUCGAGGCUUAUGCUUUGAAUGCUGAAAAGCCGAUGCCGAAUCUCUAG